This is a messenger RNA of Aspergillus viridinutans, 639 nucleotides long. It is a transcript of the gene cyp5, whose product is annotated as putative peptidyl-prolyl cis-trans isomerase. The transcript has 3 exons. The record is from RefSeq and is a predicted model, not a curated record. NCBI's taxonomy places the organism in Eukaryota, Fungi, Ascomycota, Eurotiomycetes, Eurotiales, Aspergillaceae. Gene Ontology annotation, cellular component: catalytic step 2 spliceosome. The coding region runs from base 1 to 639 and encodes 212 amino acids. Gene Ontology annotation, biological process: protein peptidyl-prolyl isomerization. Gene Ontology annotation, molecular function: peptidyl-prolyl cis-trans isomerase activity.
AUGUCAGUCACUCUUCAUACCACACAUGGUGAUCUCAAGGUCGAGCUCUUUUGCGAGGCCGUGCCUCAGACAGCCGAAAACUUUCUCGCUCUCUGCGCUUGCGGCGCAUACAACAAUACCCCCUUCCACCGUAUCUUCCCCGGCUUCAUGAUUCAGGGCGGCGAUAUUUCGCUCGGACCAGCACCAGGAACAUUGAAUACACUAAAACCUAUGCUACCUGUCAACGAAAUUCCCAAGGGCGGCACCUCAAUCUACCAUCCUCGUGCACUAAAUCAGGAGAUUCACCUACCAGCCCUCCGCCAUAAUACGCGCGGAAUUUUGUCAAUGGCGUCAAGACCAGUUAAAGACCGGACGGCACCGGGGUCACAAGGUGCGACGGGUGCGACGGUCAAUGGUAGUCAGUUCUUCAUUACCUUCGCGCCGGCUCCCCACUUGGACGGGGCGAGUACCGUGUUUGGGAAAGUUCUGAACCUGAGUCCGCAGGAUGAGGGAGGCGACGUCCUGAGCAAAAUAGAGAAGGCGAAUCUAAAGGUGGACAAGAAGGGGAGAGUGACUCAGCCGAAAGAAGGGGAGGAGGGGGAAUACGAAGCGAUUGGUAUCAACAACGUGACGAUCCACGCCAACCCGUUUGCGAAGUGA